This is a messenger RNA of Amoebophrya sp. A25, 1999 nucleotides long. The record is from the annotation of a GenBank genome assembly. Lineage: Eukaryota; Dinophyceae; Syndiniales; Amoebophryaceae.
CGAUGUACGAAUGUUUCAAGAUCAACCUCCUUUUCCUUUGCAAAAAAGAUCAUAUCGCUGAAGAUCCUUCUAUGAAAUCCAUUUUCUCUACAACAAGAACGUUCAGCGUCGACUUUGCUCCAACUUCCACAAGAGCUAUGUAUAAUUGCGCAGAUUUGACAUCUUUUCGUUUUUCCUUUUUUCAAAUUUUCUUAAGAACUACUCGUCGAAGAACUGUGUUCUUGUUUAGCCCAAUCUGGAUAGAAACUCUUGCCAUGUCCUCUCCUUUGUCUCCUGCAAGUAAGAAACGCAAGAUGCCUUCCACCACGUUGACCAAAGCCGAGAUCGAUAUUCUCGAUGGCAAUGACCGUCAUCCCGCCCUCCUCCGUCUCCUCGACACCAUCAAGACGACCAAGACUAGCUCCGCUGUCGCGGAUCUAGUCGGUUCUACUGAAGGAGCAGCUAAAGAACAUCCCUUCCUUUGCACUCAUCAUGGUGGCUUUCAUUGUGAUGAAGCCCUUGCCUUGGGCAUGCUCAAGCUCCUUCCCCAAUUCGCAGAUAUGCCGAUUCUGCGCACAAGGGAUCCCUCUCUGAUCCAAGAUGCGAAGCUCGUAGUCGACGUUGGUGGCAUCUACGACCAUGAGAAACUGCGCUAUGACCACCACAUGGGAGAUUUCACUACCAUGUAUUCCGAAAACCACAAUGUGACGAAACUGUCCUCUGCCGGUUUGGUUUUCAAGCACUACGGUACUGCCAUUGUGAAGGAGUUCAUCAAGCAAACAUCUGAAUCCGCUGGCUCGGAAGUAGAUCCUUCUGCUUUCCAAGACUCCGACAUUGCCAAGAUCGUUCUCAAGCUCUACCGCAACUUCAUCGAAGAGGUUGACGCUAUCGACAACGGCGUAGAACCAGCGGAAACACUGAAAUACCGCAUUAGCACAGGACUCGGCUCAAGAGUGAAGCGAUUAAACCCCAGUUGGAGAGAGGAGAACGUCUCUUCGGCGACAGAGAACACGCACUUCAAGAAGGCAAUGAUGAUCUGCACCGAAGAAUUCUGGAACCAACUGUCGGGAUUGGUCGAAGAAUGGUAAUUUUUCAUGAUGUACAGACAGUGUCAUUGAUGAACAAAUUCUCAUUUCGCUAUAAAGAACCACUUUUUUAGAUUUACCUCACUCAGAUGCUUCUACAAGAACUCAGACCAGGAUCCACCACAACUUUUUCCACAUCUACUGAAGAUUUACUCCAAGAAAGAAGCCUUCAUCUCCUCCUAGGUACCCAGCCCGCAAAAUCGUCGAUGACGCUGUUGUCGCUGCUAAGGAUACUCGUAUUCUUGUCCUCCCACGUUGCUGCCCGUGGCAAGAGCAUCUGCUUGACAUCGAAAGAGAGCAAGAGGAAAGAACCGGGGAACCUAUUCCAGAAGAUCAGAAGAUGCUGUACGUCAUCUUCCCGGACAGCAGAUCUGGCAGUUUUAGAAUCCAAGCUGUGCCGAAAGUCAAAGGCAGUUUUGAGAACCGCAAGCCAUUACCCAAGCCGUGGCGUGGUGUGCGCGACUCGGAUCUCAGCAGCGUAACCGGCAUCCCGGGAGGCGUUUUUGUGCAUGCUAGUGGCUUCAUUGGCGGCAAUCAGACCUUGGAAGGAGCUACGGCUAUGGCAAAAGCAGCUGUUAAUUUUUAGGAGAGGACGCCAGAGGCAGUUAUUGUUAUACAUAGAAGAUGUUAUACUAGAAAUGAUGAGGAUUCUACUUCAUGUUCUUGUUAAAGUUGUACGUGAACAAGGUGAACAUGUUGAUCUACAUCCCUUUUUCGUUGAAAGUGGCAAAGUUCAUCCACGACCACAGGAACAAAUGUUGGGAAAAAUCCUGCAUAGCCAAUCCCCAUGGCUGCAUCCACCUGCCACAUCCAUAUGGGGCAUCAUCGAGUUGCUUGACUUCAAGCGGACACGACCCGAUAAACCAAAAAAGCGCUCUACCCGUGCAACCUGCCCUUCUAUUUGUAAUAAGGAUUGUUCGCCACAUAUGACUGAU